AUGGAAGAGAAGUUGCAGAAAGCCGUGGAGGAGAGGUUGCAAAGGCUGCAGCGUGCUGCCGCAGAAGGAGAUGUGGAUGCAUUAUUUUCAAUACUUGCGGAGGAUCCUCUUGUUUUGGAGCACUUUGAUGAGAAAGCAUUUUUUAGUACCCCCUUACACACAGCUGUAAGAGAGGGAAGGAUCCAAUUUGCAAAGGAAAUAGUAAACUUAAAGCCUUCAUUUGUUUGUAAGCGAGACCAUCUUGGGCGUAGCCCCCUUCAAUUGGCUUUGGAAGAAAAGUAUCAGGAAAUGGAAGGGCAUGGUCCCUUUGAUUUGGAUUUUGAGGGGAAGUACCAGGAACUGGUAACAUGGCUCAUACAAAUUGACAGUGAGCUUGUCCGUGUCAAAUCAAGGGGGAUGGUUACUCCUUUGCAUUAUGCAGCUCAACUAAACGAUAUAUCCAAUUUGGCUGAAUUUUUGUAUGUCUGCCCAUCAUCUAUCCAAGAUUUGACAGUUAAAUGUGAAACUGUCGUCCAUGUAGCCAUCAAAAAACGGGAGUUGUAA
Molecule: messenger RNA, 543 nt
Organism: Pistacia vera
Lineage: Eukaryota; Viridiplantae; Streptophyta; Magnoliopsida; Sapindales; Anacardiaceae
Product: ankyrin repeat-containing protein BDA1-like
Exons: 1
Coding region: 1-543 (180 amino acids)
Source: RefSeq, a predicted model, not a curated record